AUGGCAUCGAGCAAUGAAGAGAUUAUUGAGCAGCUUUCGCUCCAGCUACUGGAGCAGACAGAGAAGAACUCGAAGCUGGAGGUGAGUCUGCUGAAUAGCCACCAGAAAAUCCAGGAACUGAAGCGCCAACUGGUGGAGAGCCGAAAACAAAAGGAGGAUAGCGAUAAAGAAGUCGAGCGUUUGAGCUAUGAGAUGGAGGACCUGAGUGCUACGCUGUUUGACCAGGCCAACGAGAAGGUGAAGGAGGCAAACAUCGUUGCGAACGAUUUCAAGCUGAGAAACGAAAAACUAGUCGAGACACUCAAGGAUCGCGACACAACAAUAGACGUGCUUAACAACGAGCUCAGGAACCUCAAACGGCUCAUAGCCGAGCUGGAGCACCAGGAUCCGUCGCAGACACCGCCAUCCACCGUGAAUUCGGAACUAGUGCCAGAUUCGCAGUUCACGCUUCCCAAACUGAUAAAAUACAACGGCCAGCCCAUAUACUCUCCAACAUUCAACCAGCUGCGUUUUGACCUGCUUUUGUUCAACCAGUUCAAAGAGUCACUAGAGAACUUUCAGAAUAUCAGGGAAACGUCCUUCUAUCGCCACUUGGUGAGCGAGGAGAUCGAGCCGGUGUUGCGUCUAGACCUGUCUCCUUCAAUCAAGUUUUUCCAGAAAAAAUCGUUUAUCAACAGUCUGUUCGAGUCGAAAGUCGUCAUAGAGCCAUUGAGCGCCUCGACAGAGCUCUGGAAGGCCGCACAGGCCCAGUCGGUGCCGUCGUCGCCGCCGCUGUCUGUCAAGAGCCUCAACCUGAGAAUGUUCAAGUACGAGACAGACAGGCCGGUGGCCAUGGAGGCCAAGUGUUCUCUGUGCGGAGAGGCGCGGAUGGGCAUCAACUAUGCUAGAUUGUAUGUCUUGCGAGUGAGAGAGGUGGAGUAUUUGCUGUGCAUCUCGUGCGCUACCAAGCUGAGACGGACCGUGGACUUAUUGUCUCGCAUCAAAAAUAUCCCGCAGACGCAGGAAGAAGAGGAGGUGUUACGCGUAUGGUGCGAGCUCGCAGAGCUGCGCGGCCGCUUGUUCUAUUCGAAGCUGGGCAUUUGGGACGAGUCUGACGAAAGUGGACUGGUGUACGGCUGGAAGAACAGCUGGCUCGGUCAGCAACCUGUCCAGGAGAUUAAUAGCGCAGAAGCUCUUGAAGAGACAGAGCAAACACCCCAGACUGUUCCAAAUGUCGACACAGCCAGCGACAAGACCGUGCAGUUGGAGAACGGCAAGGACGAGCCUGCAGAGCCUGCAGAGCCUGUUCCGGAGCCCGCGUUCAAGGAGGAGCUCGAAGUCGACCUGAAACUCCAGAAGGUUGCCGUGUCGUCCGGCACCGACGACAUCCUCGAUAAUUACACCAACACGUCCGACGAGGAGUUCAACGACGCUCAGGAAGCACACUCUGUAACCAACGACUAG
Messenger RNA from Ogataea angusta, 1443 nucleotides. RefSeq lists its product as uncharacterized. NCBI's taxonomy places the organism in Eukaryota, Fungi, Ascomycota, Pichiomycetes, Pichiales, Pichiaceae. Gene Ontology annotation, cellular component: cell tip; Golgi to plasma membrane transport vesicle. The coding region runs from base 1 to 1443 and encodes 480 amino acids. Gene Ontology annotation, molecular function: guanyl-nucleotide exchange factor activity. The transcript has a single exon. The record is from RefSeq and is a predicted model, not a curated record. Gene Ontology annotation, biological process: exocytosis.